ACAGCCAAUCGAUAUUACAAUCGAUUGCUGUAAAAUUAUAUUGUUUACAAUUUGUGGAUUUGCUUCAAUAUUUUGUAGAAAUGAACGCUGUCGACACAGAACCCCAUUUAUUGGCUUUAAAAGUUAUGCGAUUGACCCGACCUACGCUGGUAGGAGUUGGGCCAAUUGUUACUUGCGAGCCGAAAGAUUUGCCACAAAGUUUUACACGCUCGGUGGAAAAUGAUGGCAUUGCUAGGACAAGUGCUGAAGCCGUGGGAGCUGGCCAAACAAUGCUUCUACCCCAAUCAUUUGGAAAUAUCUACCUGGGGGAAACGUUCUCCAGCUACAUCUGUGUACACAAUUGUACAACUCAUCCAGUUGAGGGUGUUACGGUCAAAGUGGAUCUACAGUCGAACACGUCACGUAUAAAUCUUUUGAUGCACGAAAACAAGAAAUCAUCUGUGGUAUUAACGGCGGAUGAGACUUUGGAUGAUGUCAUUCGAUAUGAAGUCAAAGAGAUUGGCACUCAUAUACUCGUUUGUGAAGUCAAUUACACAAGUCCAGCUGGGUUUGCUCAAUCGUUAAGGAAGUUCUUCAAGUUCCAAGUUCUAAAGCCACUCGAUGUGAAGACCAAGUUUUAUAAUGCUGAAAUGGAUGAAAUUUAUCUGGAGGCGCAAAUCCAAAACGUGACCACCGGACCCUUUUGUCUAGAAAAAGUGGAAUUGGAUAGCUCCGAACAAUACACCAUCACCUCGUUAAAUACUCUUCCCAAUGGAGAAUCAGUUUUUACCUCUAAAAAUAUGCUGCAGCCAAAUAAUAGCUGUCAAUUUCUCUAUUGCAUAAAGCCUAAGCCAGAAAUCGCCAAAGACAUCAAGACACUGCGUGAAUCAAACAAUGUUGGAAAGUUAGAUAUUGUCUGGAGAUCGAAUUUUGGCGAAAAAGGCAGAUUGCAAACAAGUCAAUUGCAGCGAUUGCCAUUUGAAUACAAAGACAUUCGCUUGGAAGUAAUCGACGCUGAAAAUAUUGUCAAAAUCGGAUCAAUAUUCACAUUCCAAUGCAGAGUAACUAAUACAGCAGAGCAUUCGAUGAAGUUGCAUGUUUCUCUGGACACUAAAGUGUAUCCCGAUUGUCCUUAUACAGGUUCUGCGGAUUUUAUUUUGGAUGUAUUGCAGCCAGGCGAAAUGACUGAGUUUCCACUUACCAUUUGUCCAUCUAAAUUGGGUCUUAUAAAGGUAUCGCCUUUAUUAAUUGUCGACACACUUAAGAACGAGCAAUACUUAAUGUCUAAAGUUGUGGAAGUGUUUGUUGUUGACGCUGAUUACCAUCAGGAUGGUACAUUUUUGCUCAAUAAGUUGAUUCGAUAUGAAAAUCCAAUUGAUUCCAUAAUGCAAAAACAAGUGCAAUUACAGGUGGUUUAAUCUUAGAUCAAAUUAUAACUACAUUUGAAUAGUUCGUUUAUUUAAAGAAAUAUAUUAAAGUCAUUACAAAUUA
Drosophila innubila is the source of this 1470-nucleotide messenger RNA. Its product is annotated as probable trafficking protein particle complex subunit 13 homolog. The transcript is spliced from 5 exons. Gene Ontology annotation, cellular component: TRAPPIII protein complex. The coding region runs from base 81 to 1397 and encodes 438 amino acids. Lineage: Eukaryota; Metazoa; Arthropoda; Insecta; Diptera; Drosophilidae. The record is from RefSeq and is a predicted model, not a curated record.